Messenger RNA from Achroia grisella, 1999 nucleotides. RefSeq lists its product as uncharacterized. The transcript is spliced from 12 exons. The record is from RefSeq and is a predicted model, not a curated record. Lineage: Eukaryota; Metazoa; Arthropoda; Insecta; Lepidoptera; Pyralidae.
AUUCAAAUUGUCAGUGAUAAUCAAAAUUUCAAAGAAACCGACAGAGAACUAAAAAUGUUAUACAAAAUUAAUAGUUGAUUAUAAAAUGCGAUGCACAUUAGCGUUUAUCCUGUUGUUUGUAUUUGUAAACCUGUGCAUCUGUCGGGCAGUCAAUUACUGUGGAUCUAAAAUGUGCGGCCAUACAAAUUCACAUACAUUUUGUCAGUAUCCUUUGGGUCCCAGUCCAAGAUGCACAGGUUACAUGGAUGCACAUUUAUUGGCUGAGGAGAAGCUACGGAUCAUGGCGCGACUUAACCGAAGACGGAAUGAGGUUGCUUGGGGCCAGCUGCGGCGGUUGCCGCCCGCUGGAAAUAUGCUUAAAUUGCGUUGGGUGGAGGAGUUGUCUCGCGAAGCCCAGCGGUGGGCUGACCAGUGUCGACCGCCAAGUGCACCGGACGAACGGGAUGCAUGCAGAGAUCUAUAUUCUACGUCGGUGGGCCAGUGCGUGGCAUCUGUGGUGGGCGAAGCGCCAGGACUUCGCGUGGAAUCCAUGAUCGACAUUUGGUACAUGCAGAGUAUACUGUACAAGGGCAACGCCACCUCAUAUGUCGCCCCUACCACCAACUCUAGUUACUACGGUGAUUUUGCUCAAAUUACGUGGGCACAUACGUAUAUGGUGGGAUGUGGAAGAAGUAGGUUUAUGGUUCCACGGAAUGGUCGACUUCGAAGUGUGGAAAGACUGGUAUGCAACUUCGCGCCCCGUGGUCCAACAGCUGGACAAGCCUUGUGGAUACCGACGGUCCCCGCCACUGCUUGCCCUCCAAGAUCUUUGCCUGAUAUUGUGAUGCCUGGACUUUGCAAUUAUCUGUACAAUUUAGAUGAAUCUAACGAUAUUGAUAACACAAUGUCACUGGAAGAACACGCGCUUUUGAAUACAUUACUUGAAGUAGAAACUAAUGAAGUAUUAAACUACUUGGGUAGCAUAGACGAGUUGUACUUAACUAAAAUAGCUAUAGCAACAAUGGAGAAUUCCUUAACCACGUUGUCAUAUUACAAUUCAAUGCAUAAGAGAGAUAUAAUGGAGAAAAUAAUACGAAAUGAGACGACAAAUUUAAACAAUAUCAUUCCGAAUAAUAUCUUACAUGAGAAAUCAAAUGCAACUAUGAAUAUGUCAACAUUUAUAGAACCUGUAACUAAUAUUUUUAAGGCCAAGAUGGUUAAUUUAAUAGGACGACCCAAAUCAUACAAUAUUGAAGAAUGAAAUGAAAUUGGUGAUUCUAUAAUUACAGAAAAUCAUCUUGACGGUCCGGAUAAAAGUGUGUCUUUGGUUGAAAGUAACUUAUACGGAGAUUAUGAAUAUGGAGACAAUCAAGACAACCAAUCGAUUGGAGAUGAAGCUACCACUAAGACAAUUUCAGAUAAUAUGAAAAAUGAAUUAGAAACAGUAGAAAACAUUAUAGUUGCCACUGCUAAUAGAGAGAUAAAUGAUUCGUCAUAUACAUCAAUCAACAGUGUUAAAGAUAAUGCAGAUAUAAGUAAAAUGUAUUAUGAAUCUGUAGAUACGAAUAAAUCUUUACAAAUACCAGAGUUAUCACUAAUGAAUAGUACUAACGUAUCUUUGCUAGUGCAUAAAAAAGAUGAAGACUAUGUUUCGGAUUCUGAAACCGUGAGUGAACUACAAGAGGCGUUAGACCGUAUGGAGCAAUCAUUGGAAACGUCUACGGUUACAUCUAGUAAGGUUAGGCGUGAGCUAAGAGAGUCACCAGGCCAAGUAGAUGCAAACAAUGAUCAAAUUAUUCGUGACGCGUAUCCUGAUCCAGUUAAAAAAAGACUCGCUCCACCACUUCAAGAAAUUGAUAGUAAUAAAUCAGCAGUAGAGAAAGCACCAAUGUUGAACAUGGUGUUACGUUAUAUGCCAUAUUUGAAACCUUAUGAACACAAUAUUUUGGAAAGUGUAACAUCAGGAGCUAAUGUAAUACACUUUAAGUGUUGUAAUUUUUACAUUAUAUGUUUAGGAUAA